AUUCUUGUUAUCAACGCUAUGACUGGAAUCAUAAUCGGUUUAUGUUUGGCUUUGGUAAUUCUUGUUGUCGCUACCACCAACCUUGCUGUUGGUGUUUUAGCAACGCUCAUCAUCGCUUUGAUCACGUGUUCUGUACUUGGUGUCAUCAACAUGAUUGGUUGGAAACUUGGACCGCUGGAAUCACUCAACCUUACUCUUGUAGUCGGGCUUGCUGUUGACUAUGUUGUUCAUUUGGCAGAAGGAUAUAUGGAACUUAAACAUGAAACAAGUGAAGCCAAAGUUAAGCAUACUUUAUCUCAUGUUGGUAUCUCAGUCCUAUCUGGAGCCUGUACUACAUUGGGAGCUUCAAUAUUUCUAUUGGCUGCAAAAAUUCUAUUCUUCUUCCAAUUUGGAAUUUUCAUAUUCUGCACAAUUGGUUUCAGUAUUAUGUAUUCAUUGUUUUUUUUCCCGACUGUUAUGGCUCUGGUCGGUCCGGAAGGUGAGAAGGGAUCAGUCAUGCCUGCGAUCAGGUGGGUUCGUGAUGCUGUUCGCGGAAAGACAAAACAGGACAAAGAUUGUGAAUUGUGUAAAGGUAAAGGUUUCUACAAGAAGGAAAUGAACGAUGUACUUUCUACAAAUGCGAGCAGCUCAGUUUAAACUGAUAAUAUACACUAUACGAACUUAUUACGAUUAAUGGAAAAACCAUUAUUGUACUAUAUUUUAUCUCUUUCUCUCGAACUUUAUUGAGGGUUUGUGCAGUUUAGUUGUAAAUAGUAAGGUAUUUGUAAAAUGUUAGUUCCAUUAUCUUUCGUCAGGUAUCAGUAUUCUGUCGGUUGUUUGUCAAAACAUAGGCAUUGCCUAUUAGGCAAGUGUAAGUUGUGAUCCGUCAACUUCAUUUCAACCCUUGUGUACCUUUAGAACAAAUGAGGAAAAUGUUGAAUUUUAUAUUUCAUGCAUGCAUGUCCCACGAACCAGAAGAUACUACACCAAUCGAUUCAACAAGCUGACUUCGAAGAAAAACCACCGCCAUCGAGAAAACAACUUAGAUUGCAUGAUUUCCGUACUCAGCAAGAGCAAACUGCGAACAUCUUCCUCCUCCCUCGUUUUUGCUUAGCUUUCAUUUUCUUGAUUACGCCAUUAAGCUGCAAAAUAUCUGAUGUAAACACGAUAUUUAACACAGUUAACUGUGAUUUAACGCACGUAUUCACUUACCUACAUCCAGUAUAUUGUGAGGCAGACACAGAAGAAUGUAACAUGAGAUCAACUAAUUAUAUUUGUAGCUAGUGUAUAAUAUACACUAUAUAUAGACUGCAUAAUGUCAUAGAUGUUAAAAUAUUUAGUAUUAAUUAAUGUAUUAUUUUAGGUGCAUGAAAGGGUAUGUAAAGUCAAGGACUUGUAUACGUAUAUAUGUAACUAUAUAAUACAUUAUUAUUGUAAGUAUAUAAUACAUUAUUAUUAAAUUACUGUUACUUAAUUGGCUGGUUAUGAUCACGUGCUAUUGAAUACAAAUUUCCAUUGGCGCACUGAUAUUUUCAUCCGGUAAAAGAUGAAAUUGAUCUUAUGUUUUAUUCGCCCUGCAUAUUGAAAGCCAUUCCGGUCCAGGUCAGAGUCCAGGUAUUAAACGCUUGCACCAAUCGAUUCAACGAGCUGAGUUCGCAGAAAAAUCCACCGCCACCGAGAAAACAACUUAGAUUGCAUGAUUUCCGUACUCCGCAAGAGCAGACUGCGAACAUCUUCCUCCUCCCUCGUUUUUGCUUAGCUUUCAUUUUCUUGAUUACGCCAAAUGUUCAUUUAAAACAUAAUUUACUAUCAAUAUCUAACCCUAAUAAUGUAGUAAUGUCAAAUUGAUUCGGUUUUAAUCAUGUAAGGACGUAUAUAUAUGUUUUUGAGCUCCUUGUUUUUUGUAUGCAUUUUCUUGUCUUUUGGUCCUGAGGUUGUUGGAUUUGGCUGUUCCUCGUCAGGAGAAGCUUCUGCUUCAACAGAUAUCGUGUUUGAAGGGGAAAGUUAUGAAAUUAAGCUGGAAUUUCCGAGUUUACUGGUCGACUUUUACAAGUUACUUAACCAUGCAGAACGGGAUAGGACGCUAUUAGUCUAUUUUACUACGUUAGCUAGUUCGAGAACUGUCGCUUUUAACAGUGAAUUAACCGGUUGUGAUUGCUUGUUGGAGGAAUAUGUUUUUGAUAAACAAUAUUUUGGAAAUGAGCAAGAAAUACAACGAAUUUAUUACUGGCCCUUUGGUUUUACGACGGUGUUCAACCAAGCUAAUCGUGCCCAGAUUUGCAUACUGUUGAAAUGUACAGGUCGGGAUUUGUUUUUAAUUGGGCCGGUUUCGCUUAAUUUAAUUUAAGAAACGAAAGCUAUCUAAAUAUAGAGCUAUGUAUUAUUCAAAUUCAACUGCGACAAGAAGAUUGUUAUUACUAUCUGGUGAUGUCGAACAAAACCCAGGAUGGGAAAGUUAUCAACCUAAAACACAACAAUCAGUAAUAGAACAGAAGAGAAGUUCUGCCACUAAUUUAAGUAUUCUCGUGCGUAUUACUGAAAGAAUGAAUUUACAUCAGCAAUUGAAUGUAUUUCGGAGCCCAAUAAACUGUAUCAGCGUCAAUAUUAAUAAUAGUUUGCUUUUACCUAACAACUUCAAAAACCUUAGCUUUUGUCUUAUGAAUACUCGAUCACUCAACAAUAAAGCCGCUGAGUUUACCGAUUUCAUAUGUGAUCAUCAACCUGAUAUUGUUGCUUUAACUGAAACCUGGUUUCAUGAACAUGAAAUUGCUGCUAGGUCCCUCUGCACGCCCACAGGCUAUAAGCUCUUGGACCACCCACGAUCCGGCUGGCAUGGUGGUGGCACUGAAGUGCUGUUCAGGAAUAAUUUGACUGUUAACAGAGUAUCCGCUGCAGAACUCCGAUCUUUUGAAUACUCUGAGUGGAAUAUAAAAGCAGGGUCCCGGCGUAUUCGUCUAGUCGUUGUCUACAGAAUACCAUACUCCGAUAUUCAUCCCACAAUAUCUACCACAAUAUUUUUUGAUGAGUUUGCUAAAUUCCUUGAAUCUGCGGUCCUCUGUACUGACCAGCUCUUGAUAACUGGUGACUUCAAUAUACAUGUUGAUGUGACUGAUGACGUUGAUGCUGUCAAACUUCAGGAGCUACUCGAGAGUACAGGUCUACAGCAACAUGUCAAUGUCCCAACUCAUAUCCGUGGACAUACCCUUGACCUCAUAAUAACAAGACAUUCCGAAAAUAUCGUUACUUCUCCACCUCGAACUGAUUACAUAUUUUCAGAUCAUAUGCCUGUUCAUUGUAACCUUCUAGUUAACAAGCCUCAUCUUAAGAAAACCCAUAUAUCCUACAGGAAAGUUAAAUCCAUCAAUGUCGAUGCUCUCUGCAACGAUCUCUCCAACUCAGAUCUCUGCAAGAACAUGCUUUCUAUGGAGCUCAAUGAUCUUGUUGACUGCUAUAACCAUACAUUGUCAUCAUCAUUGGAUCGACAUGCGCCUGUGAAUCACAAAACAGUUGUAAAAAGACCAACCGUUCCUUGGUUUAAUGAGGAAGUCAAGUUAGCGAAAAGAGCACGAAGACGAGCUGAAAGGAAAUGGAGACGGACUAAACUGUAUGGUGACUUCCUUGUUUAUAAAUCAAAGAAAAAUCAAGCCACUUUUGUAAUGAAACGCGCACGUAAUGGGUACUACACCACCUUCAUACAAGAGAAUAGCAGCGAUCAUCGUAAACUGUUCAAGUCUGCCAAAUUUCUUUUUAAUCAAGAAACUGAUUUGCAUUUUCCAGAAUACAGCGAUAAUACAGUCCUUGUGAAUGAUAUAGGUGACUUCUUCGCCAAGAAAAUCGAGUGCAUUAGACAAGAACUUGACAGUGCAACCACCUAUGACAACCCUACAAGUGAACCACAGACCAUGCCUAAUGUUCAACUGGACUCGUUCAGGACAUUAACUGAGGAUGAUGUUAACCAGAUUAUCUCAAACUCAAGCAAAAAAUCAUGCUCCUUGGACCCCAUGCCCACUCAUCUUGUGGUCCACUGCCUGGAUGUACUUCUGCCGGUAAUUACAGGAAUGAUAAAUUUGUCCCAGCAAUCCGGAUGUUUCCCUGAGAACUGGAAGCUGGCUAAAGUCCACCCAGGCUUAAAGAAGUCAAAAGCUGCAUGAGGUUAUAUUUGAUAAUCUUCGUCCCACCAGCAACCUUUCAUUUGUUUCCAAACUCACGGAACGAGCUGUCUUUAAUCAAACCCAUGACCACCUUACCGCUCACAAACUUUACCCUAAAGCUCAAUCUUCCUACCGCCAAUAUCAUAGUACUGAAACUGCUCUUCUACGUGUGAAAAAUGACAUCUUGAUGAACAUGAAUAAACAACACGUAACUCUUUUGGUACUGCUUGAUAUGAGUGCAGCAUUCGAUACUGUUGACCAUACCAUCCUGCUGAAUCGACUACGCUCUAGCUUUGGUAUCACAGGUCAUGUACUAACUUGGUUUAAAUCAUACCUCGAGAACAGAUCUCAAUGUAUUUCUAUCAACGGUGGUGAAUCCAGAUAAUUUGAAAUGAAGUAUGGUGUUCCGCAAGGCUCUUGUCUUGGUCCUGUCUUGUUUGUCAUCUAUGCAAGCAAACUGUUUACUAUUCUUGAAAGCCACCUACCAAAUGUUCAUGCAUUUGCAGACGACUCGCAAUUAUACAUUUCAUUCAAACCUGCCUCUAUGAUCGAGCAAUCCGCUGCCAUUAAGGCAAUGCAAGAUUGCAUCACAGACAUCAAGAAAUGGAUGCUAGCAGACAAACUGAAGUUAAAUGAUGAUAAAACGGAGUUCAUCAUCAUCGGAACAAAGCAACAGUUGGCAAAAGUAAGUGUUGAUUCACUGUGCAUCGGAGACGAAAUUAUCAAACCAUAUAGCGUAGUACGGAAUCUCGGCUCCUGGUUCGAUUCGCAACUGAAAAUGGACUUACACAUCAAUAAAUGCUGUAAAGGAACUUUUUUUCCACCUAUUUAAUAUCAGACGUAUCAGAAAAUUUCUCAGCUUUGAUUCUACACAAAUUCUUAUUAACGCUUUCGUUACGAGUCGACUCGACUAUUGUAACAGUCUCUUGUAUGGUCUGCCCGCCAAUCAGAUAUACAAACUCCAACAAGUACAGAACUCCGCAGCAAGACUGAUUUGUAAUAUUAAUCGAUGAAAGAUGAUGUAAAAGAUAUAGGCGUUUUUCAUGUACAUUGUUAGACACAUUUCUAUUAGCUGUAUACGUUGUUAUUCUAAAGAACGAGGGAAACACUGACAUAGAUUAACUAUCGUCUCGCACACGAAGCACAUUCCGAAUACCAUCAUGUUGCACAAAGCACGCAAAUUAUUUUAAAGAACGUCGGAAAGAUGAUGUAAGAGAUCUAGGCGUUGUCCAUGUACAUUGUUAGACACAUUUCUAUUAGCUGUAUACGUUGUUAUUCUAAAGAACGAGGGAAACACACAGAUUAACUAUCGUCUCUCACACGAAACACAUUCCGAAUACAAUCAUGUUGCACAAAGCACGCAAAUUAUUUUUCACAUUUCUAUUAGCUGUAUACGUCGUUAUUCUAAAGAACGAGGGAAACACAUACAUUAACUAUCAUCGACUUAUUCGAUUUUUACGAAUCUAACCAUUCGAACGAAUAGGAGAGACUUCACGAGUCGAACGGUUCGUACGCUUCGUACGAAUUGUACGAAUAUUAUAGUGGACCUCUAUAGAUGUGCUGACGUCACCAGUAAGUGAAAUCUAACCAUUCGAACGGAUAUGGAAGAGUUCACGAAUCGAACGAUUCGUACGAUUCGUAGGAAUGGUGCGAAUAGACUAGACCUCUGUACAGGUAAUGACGUCAUCAGUAAGUUAAAUAAUGAUCAAACUACCACGAAUAACUUAUACAGAGGGUAAAUUAACUUUUUUACCAUUCGAACGAUCCGAACGAAACCUAGCGGUGUUCACGGAUCGUUAAGAGUCGAGAGUAUUGGACAAGAUUGCCAUUUUUUUAUAAAGACAUUUUCCUCCAUGCUGUCACAAUUAGGACAAGUAAUAUAUAGCAGCCCUGUAGGUUCUUAGAUUUAUUGUAGAACGGUUUUUAAAUUAGUGUAAUAUUCCAAUUUUCUAUUUUGAUGUAAUGCGCGAGUGAACAUCUUCCUAUGUAACACGCGCAAUAUAAAUUUUUGAAUUAAAUUUUUUAAAUUAAAUUAUUCUUUAGGCAUAAUCUUAUCCCCGUCUAUCAUGACACCGGCUGAGUUCAUCCGCAACCUUAAAUGCCAAUCUAUUCCCACUUAUCAACUUAUGAUCAUCACUUUUGUCUUUUCUUCAUUCAAGGGAUUAAGUUGUUGGCCCAAUGAUGUAUUUGCCUAGCUCUGUGUUCAGCUGUGCAAUUUCCUUGAAAUCAGCUGACGCAGUAAUCGUCGUGUCGUCAGCGUAAAGAUCAGUAUCGGAGGUGACGUGUAGCGGAAGGUCGUUUAUAAACAGUAUGAAGAAUAAUGGUCCAAGGAUAGAACCCUGAGGAACGCCGUGAUGCAUGUAGGCAGUAGAUGAUUCUUCACCAUUCAAACUGACCAGUACUAGUUGGGUUCUACUCGAUAAAUAAGACUCACACCAUCCCAGAGGCGUAGCCAUGCAGGGCUGGGGCCGGGGGGCCCGGCCCCCCCCCCCUGGCAAAAUUUUGGGGGGCCCCUGAUAAAAUGUAUUGUAUAAAAAAGGAAAUCCUUGAUUACAUAGCUUCAUGCUGUCAAUAAUGCAAACAUUCUGUAGAAUAUAUGCUUGCUGCGCAUCGGUGUAUCAGGUAUGAAACUUAAAAUCUUGUUCGCUUAUUUGCGGCACACAGCUUGAAACACGUACCUUUUCUAACCCUAAUUAUUUCAAUAUGUAUUAAAUGAGGGUUAGAUGAAGUUUAAAACAAUCUGGUUUUUUUAUCAAUGAAUUUUUAACGCGGGCUCGACGGGCUCAACGUUGUCGGAAAAUGUGAUACGGAAAUGGGGAAAAGUGCUACGAAAGAAAUUGUAAUGUUAUUGAUAUUUUUAUUGAUAUUUAUAUUUUUUUAUUGAUAUUGACAUUUUUUUAUAUUUUUAUUGUUAUUGAUAUUUUGAUUUUUUUUUUUUUUUUUUUUUAUUGUUAUUGAUAUUACCCAAAAAAGUUGUCGACAGGGGGGGAUUUAAUAUGUUGUGGUGCGGAAAAUUUGUUGGCCCCACCUGGGUUUUUGCUGGCCCCCCCUGACCAAAAAUCCUGGCUACGCCUCUGCACCAUCCAUAUUCUAAGCCAACUAUGCCAGACUGCCUUGAAAAGAUCAGGUUGAAUUAACUGAGAAAGGCAUAUAACUGUCGUAAAUGGAUAUCGGGCAAUAGCUUGAGAGAUUACUUGAAUCGCCACUCUUGAAUAAUGGCGUGACUUUAGCUGUCUUCCAUCAUUGAGGGAAAACCCAGUAAAAAUUGAAUAAUUGAUUAAUCUUGUGAUACUUGGCGCGUCAGUGGCCGAAAUUCACUUUUUCCAGGGGGGGGGGCAAAGCCUCCUAAAUUUCCGACAAAACUUUCAAAUUUCCGACAUAUCCCCCCCAUUUGCACUCGAAAAGACUGUUUUUAGCCCUCUUUUAGGUCAAAAGAAAUUAAAAAGAAUUGAAAAGACUCGAAGAUUUUCAUAGUUUCUCAAAAAAAAUCUCAUUCACCGCCUCAAUAUCCUAUAGGGUUUCAUGCAUGUGUUAACAGGAAUUUGUCCGAAAAAUUUUUUUUGACCUUUAAUUGAACUGGUGUAUGUCCGAAAAUUUUUUUUGCUGCAGGGCAUCAUCGGUUUCGCAGGGCAAUUCUAGCAGACCCCCCCCUCCCAAUCAAAAGGGGCUAGUUUCGCUCCUGUCCGCCACUGGGCGCGAUUACAGGAGCAGCAGUUUUUAACAAACGAGCACUUAUAUUUUAUCAAUUCCUGCUGCUUUAUGUUGAUUGAAAUUUUCAGUGCAUUAAGCACCUGUGCAACUGUCAUCGCAGGGAUAGUAAAUAAAACAUCGGGACUUUUUUUGGAAUUGACAAAGUUCCGCAACUUGGAAAGAUCAGGGGCGACAUUGGGUAACCGACACUUCUCAAUUUGUCCGCAAUGGUGGAGAAAUGCAAGUUAAAUUUGUUCGCCAUCUCAAUGACAAUGGAAUCAUUUAUCACAAUACCAUCAUCAACUUUUAAAUUUCUCACUUCACUUUAAACUUUCUUGUUUGUCCCAGUUAACGACUUGAUUGUUUUCUAAAUUGUUUUGGGAUUAUUCUUAUUCUCUUCAAAAGCCGAGUAAUAAUAAUCCCGCUUGGCUGUCCGUAUGACACUAGAAGCUUGAAUUAGUGCGUUUCGCAAUUAGUUUAACAAUUUGUCUCUCAUUCGUAACUGAUAAAUUACAGGCUUUGUAAUCCACGGCGCUUGCAGAGAUUUCUUAAUGCGCUUCUCACGCCACGGACAAUAAGAAUCAAGCACGCCAUUGAAAAUUUGUUCCCAACCAUUCAAGACAUCAUCUACUUCCUCGAAUACAAAAGCGGUAUCCCAAGGGGCCUGCCUAAGGACUUCGCAAAUUGUUCCUGAUUGAAUCGUUUCAUAUCGGCCUAUCUCGGUAUUUGAUGCUUGCUUGUUUCCCACCGAGAUGACAAUUAACAUUUUCAUGUGCAUAUUUUCGGCAUGUACUAAAAGGCGAAACGUCGAAACGAAACGACCGAAACGAAACGGCCGAAACCACCGAAACGACCGAAACGAAACAACCGAAACGAAACAACCGAAACGAAACGACCGAAACGAAACCGCCGAAACGAAACGGCCGAAAAUGUAAAUUACAGGAAAAUCGAAAAAUGCGGAUACGGACGGACGGACGGGGGGACAGGCGGAUGGACGGGGAAAACAGGCGGAUGGACGGGGGAAGAGGCGGAUGGACGGGGGAAGAGGCGGAUGGACGGGGGAAGAGGCGGAUGGACGGGGGGGGGGCGACAGAUGGAUGGACGGGGAGGACGGAUGGACGGGGGGGCGGCUUCAUUUGACACGAAACUCAAUUUUAAAAUCAAAUCCGCGUUUUGUUGAAAGGGAUAUAUUAGGAUAUAUUAUAAAAGACUAUUAUUAAUCGUAAUAAAUUUUCCGCGAAAAGUUGAUAAAAUACAUGUGGAAAUGUGGGGUUUUUCGAACCUUCGUAACGCUUGAUCGGAUAAAACGCGGAUAUGCUGCAACUUUCAUGCUUAAUUUUCUCAGUCAUCUGGGUAUAUAGUAAUCUAAUUUUAUGCAAUGUAAUGUGUUAUAUUUUCAAGGGCUUUUCAAUGCAGUUAUCAGUUUAAAUAUACCUAAAAUUCCCGUUAAGAGAUAUGACAAUUGCCGUACGGCCUACUUUUACGCAAACGAAAAUUAGCUACAAUUGCCACUUUCAUGCUUAAUUUUCUCUGUUAUCCGGGCAUGUAGUAAUGUAAUUUCAUAACCUGAGUAUCAGGCCCUCGGUAUUGAAGAGAGCCUGACACAAUUCGCCUCUGCGGGCUUUCCACCCCCAGAAUAUCAGCCAAUUAAAAUUAUUUCCGGUUGUAGCAUAUUUCCGGUUGUCCGCUACAGGUAUGUAAAUACGCAAAUUUCGUUAUUUGCAGUUUUAUAUAAAUUUGAAUAAAUACGGAGAAAAAUCGGUAUGUUUUUGUCGAAAUAUCCACAUGAUGGAAUUCUAAGGGUAAACUAUGCCUUAUUCGGGGAACCAUAGCUCGAUGGCUUUUUCCAGGAGUCUAAAGAGACAACAUUCGGCGCUCUGAAUAGGAUUUCUUCUUCCUCGGUCCUCGUGUCAUGUUAAUAGUUUGUUCGAGACAGCUAUUCGCUUCAACUGCGUCUGACACAGCGGCUAUUGUCUUCAAAUUCUGCCUGAUGUUGGUAUAUUAGUUCGAGCGAGCUGACUACUAUAUCCUUGCAGGUCUUGGAAAACAGCUCG
Molecule: messenger RNA, 9874 nt
Organism: Paramuricea clavata
Lineage: Eukaryota; Metazoa; Cnidaria; Anthozoa; Malacalcyonacea; Plexauridae
Source: the annotation of a GenBank genome assembly